GAAAAAAAAGAGAGAAUUGACUUAGGGGAACAAACAUGGAAGUUUCAUUCCACAAAUUUAACUGAAAAAGGGAAGAUAGUUGCAUUCAACUACAGCGAUUCCGAAAAUCAUGAUGGAAACCAAAAGAUUGAAAUUUGUUUUCCUCCGUUCAGCGUACUUGGAACCGUAACAAUCAAUUUCGAGCUGCAGCUCAAUUCUCCUGAGCAGUGUGUGACCCCCCUUUUGUACAUGUCUCAACGAAACCACUUGCCCUUUCUCAGAAAAAUAAGCGUCUCAUUGCCAUGGAAAACCUCAAUGAGAAGUCAGUUUGAAUGGAAUCAAACCCAUCUGAAUUCAGUCAAUUUCCGAAAAGAUGUAGUUUAUCAUGAAACAGGAGUAGUUAUUUCCUCAUUUUCGUUUUCGCCCAUUGCGAUUCGCAAAGCGAUCAACAAAACUUUGAGACCCCUAGACGACUAUGACGAGAGGCGUCUGUUUGACAGUUCCAGGAUGUUUUUCCUGAUGAAACAAAAUCCUCGACCCAACCUUGUUGGUCUGCAUGAAUUUAUUCUUGACCUGAGACCCUUCUGUGAUUGGGCAGAGCAAGAUCAGUUUCGUUGGAAAGAGAAUUGGAAUUAUGAGCCAAUCAGCUAUGAUGAAUCUCAGCCAAACAUUUCUAUUCAAUUGAAAGAAGUUCACUUGCCGAACGCUUCAAUUGAGCUAUUGGACCCGUCUAUAUUGCCGAAAGAAUUUGAGUUCUCACAACCAAGAGUUGAAUCCGAAAACUCUGAAUCAGGAAACAUCACAAAGAUGUUUUAUCGCUUCCUAAACCCAGAGCAGGAACGAAAAUCCGACAAAAAAGAUUGCUUCGAGUUUUCCUUUUUUGGGAAUACAUUUCACUUUGAAAUUCUUAAAGAAGAGAAACUAAAAAACCUAUCCGUCACGCCAGCAAUAUCUGCAAGAGCUGUGCAAGAGGUUUUGCGGAAAUUGAACAACAAUUGGAUGGAGUUCCUGCGCAACGAGUUAUCUAUCAGUCGAACAUAUUCCAGCGAGCUCUACUGUCUGGAUAUUCAAGAUGCCGCCGUUUCCUAUCUGCGAGAAAAACCUCUCGACACAAUAAUAUUUCACAAAGAAAUGUUGAGAAAUAGCUACCCAGAAUUGAAUCAGACCUUCACUGAGAUAGAUCCCGAGUUCCAACAAGAAAGAAACGACAAACUUCGUCAAAUUACGUCGUAUCUCAAAAUCGUGUUUAAUUACGAAGCUACGAGAUAUGAAGAUUUGGAGCCCGGUUAUACUGAAAUAAAACAAGUCGUUCUUGGUAGAAUGGGAAUAUGGUCGCACCAAAUUGGUCUUGAGAUCAAAAAUGCAGAAGCAUUGGCUAUCCACAUGGUCAAUAUUGGAGAAGAAAAAUUGAAGACAUGUAUUAACAAUGCAUUCAUGCAUUAUGAUUUGCUUGGCCAGAUUUACAGUUUUUCUCUGGAAUUGCAAAAUUUCAUGAAUCUUGAUGGAGGUGACGAUGCAAAUUAGUAAACUCUCAGCUGAAAUUAAAAAAAUCUGUCGACAUCGAAUUAGUUUUUAAAAUUAUAUAUAUACAAAUUUUCCGUCAUCUAUUCAAUCUAGAACCAAAAAAAAAUUAAUAAAAUUAAUCAAAUCAUUCAAUCUGUAGUAGUUUCUUUCACGUAUAAGCAUUAUUGUCCCGACUUUCGAAGAAAUGCAGAAUAUAGAUUUUAGUUUACUUUUUAGAAUACUAUUUUUAGCCAUAAUUGGAUGUGUGAUUCAGAACAAUUCUACGCUGAUUUACUUUCAUAUGAAACGUGUGUAUAAAUUGUGCAACAUAAAAUUUUCAUCAAUUGGCUUUGGCUGUUAUUAGUUUCACUCAAAGCCACUCUAUCGCCUUUUAACAAAAAAUAUCGCAUUGUACAAUGCCUUCCUUCAUCGGUAUCAGUAAGGUAUCAGUUUUAGCCUUAUUAAAUUUCUCUAUAAAAUUCAUUGUGCUCCAAAGUGUUAGAUUGCCAGAAAAAAAAACCAUUAAGAAAUUGAUAUCUUACUAAAUUGCCUGUACGAUAACUUGACUCUAAGCUGUAUAUUAAGUUGCGAAUUUUUAAAAAACGGCUGCUAAAAGUCCCACUCAAAACCUCUGCAUCGCGUUGUAUUUGUAAAAAAAUUGUCGCAUUGUACAUUGCCUUUAAAUUGUGUAUUCAUCUAAAGGGUUUAUAUGAUUAUUUAAGGAAAAUUUUCAA
Molecule: messenger RNA, 2216 nt
Organism: Symsagittifera roscoffensis
Lineage: Eukaryota; Metazoa; Xenacoelomorpha; Acoela; Convolutidae
Exons: 3
Coding region: 229-1503 (424 amino acids)
Source: RefSeq, a predicted model, not a curated record